This is a messenger RNA of Pimephales promelas (fathead minnow), 1011 nucleotides long. The record is from RefSeq and is a predicted model, not a curated record. NCBI's taxonomy places the organism in Eukaryota, Metazoa, Chordata, Actinopteri, Cypriniformes, Leuciscidae.
AUGUCUGCUAAAGUUGCAUCAGAUAAACCGCAGAGACGCUGCAGCUCGAGGACACACUUCAGCAGAGGUGAGAUGAGGAACAAUUCUGUGACCUACUUUCUCUACAGUGGAAAUAUAAUGAUGCAGAUUAUCACAAUUAUAACAACAAUCAUCAGAGAUCCAGCAGAGAUCAACACUAUGAACAAUAAAGGUGUGUCUGGUGUUGAUACAGAUGAAGUGUCAGUGCCAGUGAUGGAGGGAGAUUCAGUCACUCUAUACACUGGUGUUCAAACAAACCAACAAGAAAAGAUUAGAUGGUAUUAUAAUGACAUUCGCAUCGCUCAAAUCAAUGGAGACCAGAGUAAGAUCUGUACAGAUGUUCAGUGUAAUGAAGAUACUGAGAGAUUCAGAGACAGACUGAAGCUGGAUCAUCAGACUGGAUCUCUGACCAUCAUGAACACCACAAACACAGAUGCUGGAGUUUAUAAACUAAAGAUAAUCAGCAGCAGCAGCGACAGGGAGAAGAUCUUCAACGUUUCUGUUCAUGGUGUUUCUGCUGCUGAACAAGAAUAUGAAAUUAAAAGAAAGACUGUGAAGGAAAGCGAAUCUGUCACUUUAUACACUGGUGCAAUAAGAAAUCUGAAUGAUUCAGUAACAUGCUAUAUUAAUGAGAUGCUCAUCGCUGAAAUCACUGGAGAUCAGAGUCAGAUCUGUACAGAUGUUCAGUGUAAAGAGAUAUUCAGGGAUAGACUGAAGCUGGAUCAUCAGACUGGAUCUCUGAUCAUCACAAACACCACAAACACAGACUCUGGAGAAUAUAAACUACAGAUCAGAAACAGCAGAUUCAGCAUCACUAAGAUCUUCAGUGUUUCUGUCACUGCUGUUCCAGUUUCAGGUUCAUCUUCAGCUGCUGUAGGAGGAAUAUGUGCUGCUGGUGUUAUUCUGAUUGUGGCUGCUGGGAUUUACUGUCUCCACAGAUCAAAACAAACAGGCAAGUAUUACAUAGCUGAUCUUUAGUAAUGUAAUUGAGAU